Molecule: messenger RNA, 1511 nt
Organism: Nothoprocta perdicaria
Lineage: Eukaryota; Metazoa; Chordata; Aves; Tinamiformes; Tinamidae
Product: very long-chain acyl-CoA synthetase-like
Exons: 11
Coding region: 1-1473 (490 amino acids)
Cellular component (GO): endoplasmic reticulum
Molecular function (GO): long-chain fatty acid transmembrane transporter activity; long-chain fatty acid-CoA ligase activity
Source: RefSeq, a predicted model, not a curated record
AUGGCCUGCGUCAACAGCAACGCGCGGGGCCGCGCGCUGCGCCACGCGCUCGCCGCCGCCGAGGCCACCGUCAUGAUCACCAGCACCGAGCUGCAGGCCGCCGUGGAGGAGGUGCUGCCGGCCCUGCGGCAGGACGGCGUCCGCGUCUUCUACCUGGACGCCGAGUCGCCCACGGCCGGCGUCGAGGCGCUGGGGCCCGACAUGGACGAGGCCUCCGAGGAGCCGCUGCCCGCCCACCACCGCGCCCACGUCACGCCCGGCUCCAAGGCCGUCUACAUCUUCACCUCCGGCACCACAGGGCUGCCCAAGGCCGCCGUGAUAACGGAGAAGAAGCUGCUGCUGGUGGCCAGCCUGGCGCGGCUGUGCGGGCUGCGCGCCAGCGACGUCCUGUACACGGCCCUGCCGCUCUACCACUCGGCCGCGCUGCUCGUGGGGCUCGCGGGCUGCCUCGAGGUCGGCGCCACGUGCGUGCUGCGGGCCAAGUUCUCCGCCUCGCACUUCUGGGACGACUGCCGCCGCUACAACGUCACCGUCAUCCAGUACGUGGGCGAGCUCAUGCGCUACAUCUGCAACACGCCCGAGCGCCCCGGCGAGCGGGAGCACGGCGUGCGCCUGGCCGUGGGCAACGGCAUGAGGGCCGACGUGUGGGAGAAGUUCCUGCGGCGCUUCGGGCCCGUCACCAUCCGCGAGUUCUACGGGGCCACCGAGGGCAACGCCGGCUUCGUCAACUACACGGGCAAGAUCGGCGCCGUGGGAAGGGUGAACGUGUUCCUCAAGAAAUUCGUCUCCUUCGAGCUCAUCAGGUACGACGUGGAGCAGGACGAGCCCGUGCGCGACGAGCGAGGCUUCUGCACGCCCGUGCGCCCCGGCGAGGCCGGCCUCUUGGUCGUCAAAAUCACCAAGGCGGCUCCGUUCCACGGCUACGCCGGAGACCCCGAGAAGACCGAGAGGAAGAUCCUGAGGAACGUCUUUGCGAAAGGCGACGCCUUCUUCAACACCGGUGACCUCCUCAUGAUGGACCGGGAGCAAUUCCUCUACUUCCAGGACCGCGUGGGAGACACUUUCCGCUGGAAAGGCGAGAACGUGGCCACGACGGAGGUGGAAAACAUGCUGAGCGCGGUGAGCUUCAUCCAGGAGAUCAACGUCUACGGGGUGUCCGUGCCGGGCUGCCCAGGGAGGUGCGGCAUGGCGGCCGUGCGCCUCCGCGCCGGGACGCGCUUCGAGGGCGAGCGGCUGGCGGCGCGCGCGCGGGCCUGCCUGCCGAGCUACGCCGUGCCGCGCUUCGUGCGCAUCCAGGAGGCCCUGGAGAUCACGGGCACCUUCAAGCAGCGCAAGGGCAACCUCGUCAGAGAGGGGUUCGACCCCAACGUCAUCACGGAGCCGCUCUUCGUCCUGGACGCCGCCAAGGGGACCUACGUGCCCCUGAGCGCCGCCGUCUACAGGGACAUCCUGGAGAUGAGGCUCAAACUGUAGGGAGCCGCGCAGGGGGCCCCGCGAGGGACCCCCCGACU